CACAACUCAUCACUAAAACCCUAAAGAAAAAAAAAAACAGUCAAAAUGAAGAAACCUUCAGUUGUCUCUUUUCUCAUCACUCUCCUGUUGGCUGCAGCUGUCUGCAUCCAAGGCAGCGAACCAGUGAAGGACACUGACGGAAACCCAGUUAGCGAUCGAAACCAAUACUUCAUCCAGCCGGCAAAUAACAACGGAGGUGGUCUUGUCCCAGCCGCCAUUAAUAUACUUCCCUUCUGUCCACUUGGAAUCACCCAAACACUCCUUCCGUACCAACCGGGCGUACCGGUUGGCUUCCAGUUACCAUAUGGUGCAAAUCCCAUCGUUAAUACAUCUUUCCCUCUAAACAUUGAAUUCAGGUCCAAAGUCUGGCCGGUCUGUACCGAGUUUUCCAAGUUCUGGAAAUUCGAUGAUUCCCCAUCCGCUUCCGAGGAGCGUGCAAUUCUCAUAGGUGGUGAACGGUUUGGCAAAGAUAGCGAGUUUAAGAUUGAGAAAGCCGGAGAAGGAGCAGGAGCAAACACUUACAAAUUAACCACCUCAUACGGAACCGUUGGAGCCAUCCCAGGGGGGUGGAUGGGCGCACUACAACUAAUUGUCACCAAGGAUACGACUAAGACCUUACCCAUCAAAUUCAAAAAGGUGGAUGCUGCUACUACUACUUCUACUUCUCGGGUUGAGAAGUUAGGUCUAAGAAUGUUCCCGUUCUACUAAUCAACUGGGCAAAAUCAUGUAAAAAAAAAGCCUGAGACUCGUCCAUGGCAAGAAAUAAUGGGUUGAGAUAAUACCCGCUUGCAAGUUUUUACUUUUCAUGAAUAAAAUAAAACUAUCCUUUCUAGCGCUU
Messenger RNA from Camelina sativa (false flax), 838 nucleotides. Its product is annotated as kunitz trypsin inhibitor 2. Lineage: Eukaryota; Viridiplantae; Streptophyta; Magnoliopsida; Brassicales; Brassicaceae. Gene Ontology annotation, molecular function: endopeptidase inhibitor activity. The record is from RefSeq and is a predicted model, not a curated record.